UAGAAGUGAGCGCAGGACCCUCUGGGAGACAACAGCUCGAGCUGCCAGAGAUGCUUUGAAGACCUGGAGCUCCACGCUACACAUGCUGAACUGCAUACCUGCAUAAUCCUCUGUGUCUUCGAGCACUCUACAAACACGUGCAUACAUGCAAACCAUGGAUUCUCUGUCCAAUGAAAUGGAUGGAUUGGAGAACUCCUUGAAGUACUCAAAGAGCGAGCAGACGGAGAAGAUGUGGAUGAGGCUCAAAGGAAUGCAGACGUACAAAAGCACAUCUCAAAGAUUGAGAUGUCUCGUGAAGCAACUGGAUAAAGGAGAGGUGAACAUCAUCGAUCUGAGAAAAAACAUUGAAUAUGCAGCUUCGGUUCUGGAGGCAGUGUACAUCGACGAAACUCGGCGACUGCUGGACACGGAAGAUGAGCUUAGUGAUAUCCAGUCAGACUCUGUGCCCACGGAGGUACGGGAUUGGCUGGCCUCCACCUUCACCAGGAAGAUGGGUGUGGUGCGCAGACGGCCCGAAGAGAAGCCGCGGUUCCGCAGCAUCGUUCACGCCGUUCAGGCCGGGAUCUUUGUGGAGCGAAUGUACAGAAGAACGUCUAAUAUGGCAGGUUUGACCUACCCACCAUCUGUAAUUGCAGCUCUGAAGAAUGUUGAUAAAUGGUCAUUCGAUGUCUUCACGCUUCAAGAGGCGAGCAGUGAACACGCACUGAAGUUCCUGGUGUACGAACUGCUCACCAGAUAUGACCUCAUCAGUCGCUUCAGGAUACCAGUGUCCUCCUUGGUGUCCUUUGUGGAAGCUCUGGAAAUGGGCUAUAGCAAGCACAGAAACCCUUACCACAAUCUGAUCCAUGCUGCCGAUGUCACACAGACUGCACACUAUCUGAUGUUACACACUGGGGUUAUGCACUGGCUCACUGAACUGGAAAUAUUGGCCAUGGUGUUUGCUGCUGCUAUCCACGACUUUGAACACACAGGAACUACCAAUAAUUUCCACAUACAAACCAGAUCAGAAGUGGCCAUCCUGUACAACGAUCGCUCUGUUCUGGAAAACCACCAUGUGAGUGCUGCCUACAGACUAAUGCAGGAAGACGAGAUGAACAUCCUGGUGAAUCUCUCCAAAGACGACUGGAGGGAGCUGCGUACGCUGGUGAUCGAGAUGGUCAUGAGCACAGAUAUGUCCUGUCAUUUCCACCAGAUCAAGACUAUGAGAAAUGCACUUCAACAGCCAGAGGGAAUCGACAAGGCUAAAGCACUGUCUCUGAUGCUGCACGCGGCUGAUAUCAGUCACCCUGCUAAGGGCUGGAAACUGCACUACCGCUGGACACAAGCACUUAUGGAGGAGUUCUUCAGACAAGGUGACAAGGAGGCAGAAUUAGGACUGCCGUUCUCUCCUCUGUGUGAUCGGAAAGCCACUAUGAUUGCCCAGUCUCAGAUAGGGUUCAUUGAUUUUAUUGUGGAGCCCACGAUCUCUGUUCUGGUUGACACCACAGAGAAGAUCAUAAGCCCUCUCAUAGAUGAAGCCGUAAAAUCUGGGGGUGUCCGCAGGUCAAGUUUAACAGUCCGGGGAUCAGCCACAGUGGUGGAGUCAGUACAGAGACACAGCGGUCGGGGUUCGAAUGAUGAACAGAGAGGCACAACAGAUUACUCAUUGGGCAGCAUCGAACUGAAACGAGUGCGACACCUGCUCUCUGAAAUCAUUCAGAACAAUAAGGAGCGCUGGAAAGAGCUCUCCAUUCAAGAGUUGGCCAAUAAGGAACACGAGAGAAUGUCUGAGCAGGAAGUGGAGCCCUUGAGGAACGCACAAGUCACACUGUCACAAAGCAGUCCGGUCAGAGGAAGUCAAGAUUCAGAAUCAAAGUCACUAAACGAACUGAACAACACAGACUCGACUCACUCAUCCCAGGACUCUUUGGACCAGAGUUCCCAGUCCCCCACAGAGGGACACGGCAGUGGUUCCCCUGACGAGCACAGCUCAGAAACUCUGCCUUGGAAUGGGCUAAUUGUACAAACGGACUUACAGAAUGUCCACGGAGCGACUUGUGCAUCGUCAUAGAGACGGUAGUGUGCAGUGUUGUCAUAGUGAUUGUGUUAUUGCAGGAGAUGGAUCUUAACCAUCCCUUGGGGUGGAUUUAGAACGUCUCUGAAGCGCAACGUUACCUUUUUGCUUCCUGGACAUUUUUUUCCUGUUGUUUCAAUUAGUUUAUUUUUAGGUAAACUGUUUCUUUUGUAGACCAUGUCGUUAUUUAUUAAAGAUUACUCAGCUACACAUUGCACCACAAUUAGUUUCGGAUUUUCUCCUUGAUACGGUCAUGUUUAUGGGCUCUUAAUGGAACAUCAGGUGGAUUGCCAGAAAUCUGGAAUAUUUUACGGUGUUCUGACCCAUUUCUCUGUGGACUUAUGAAUGCUAUUUACAAUUUCCAGAACAAUCCAUAAAGAUGCUUUUUUAUUGUAGCAUGACUCGUAUACUAUGUGCAGCUGUAAAAUUUGAGUAUAACAUGCCAUCAGUUAGCCAAUUUCUACCUGAAGGGAAAGAUACGCAUAGACUGUUGUUGAGGUAUGUGUCCUCAAGGGGGCGGCAUUUCAUUCUAACAGACAACAUGGCAACCCUGCAGUCACAUGAAGAGAAAUGUGUCCCUUUAAUUCCAUACAGUAUUAUAGGUCAUAGCAUUGUCUAAACAAAUGUUGCAUACAUUAGCUAUGUUUUGAAUCAGAGUAUGUGAGUGGAGUGGAGAGGCAACAAUUGCUCGAAGUAUUCUUUUAUGAACAUACAUAAAAUUUCACAUGUAGCCUAUGUGAUUUGAA
Molecule: messenger RNA, 2799 nt
Organism: Xyrauchen texanus (razorback sucker)
Lineage: Eukaryota; Metazoa; Chordata; Actinopteri; Cypriniformes; Catostomidae
Product: dual specificity calcium/calmodulin-dependent 3',5'-cyclic nucleotide phosphodiesterase 1A-like
Exons: 16
Coding region: 146-2050 (634 amino acids)
Biological process (GO): signal transduction
Molecular function (GO): 3',5'-cyclic-nucleotide phosphodiesterase activity
Source: RefSeq, a predicted model, not a curated record